AUGACUUCGACGAAUAUGUUUCAAGGGUUGGAAGGAUCAAAACCGAGCUCAAGGGUGCUGCGGCCUCCCGGUGGUGGGUCGAGUAAUCUGUUUGGUGGCUAUGAAGAGGAAGCCCCACAACCUAGAAGAUCCAAUAAGAUGGCCUCUAAUGUGUUUUCUUCGCCAGAGGAGCCCCAGAAAUCCCAAAGGCGCUCCAACCCUCCAGGUGGAAAGAGCAGUGGAAUUUUUGGGGAACCUGAGCCUCCAGUCCAACCACAGAGACCCAUUCCUCCAGGUGGACCAAGCAGUAACAUAUUUGGGUCUGGGGAUUGUGCGGAUGUCCAAAGCCGAAGUCACCCAAAUAAACCAAAGGACAAUCUAUCUGUAGCAUCUGAACCUGAAACACCAGCAAUUGAGGCCAAAGUCAGCCAGCCUCCUGAGGCCAAGGGUAUUCAGGCUGAGGUUGAGGAGCAAAUUGCCUCACCAGCCAUUGUGCCAGCUAAGGAAGAGCCUCCUAUUGAGCCAGCUGCCCCCGAGCCUGCUUCCGCCACGACCUGCUCCACGUCCGCUCCACCUCCCGAAGACCUAAAGAACCAUGAGCCUCACCUAGGACCCAAGCCUCGCUCUCACAACAGGGUCCUCAACCCCCCUGGAGGAAAGUCCAGUGUCGUGUUCUACUGA
This is a messenger RNA of Nerophis lumbriciformis (worm pipefish), 660 nucleotides long. The record is from RefSeq and is a predicted model, not a curated record. Lineage: Eukaryota; Metazoa; Chordata; Actinopteri; Syngnathiformes; Syngnathidae.